CCCAGCUGUGUGUCCUUGAAGAGUGACAGAUCAAAGGAUUUACGUAUCUAUUUUAAAGAUGCUCCUGGUUUUCCUUCAGAAAGAGUGGACCAGCAGAUCUCAGAGUCCCCCAGUGGUCCGUCUGUCCAGCAGCAUCAGACCCAGCUGGACUCCGUCUUUCAGCUGCUGGAGGAUGACAUCGUCAUGUUUGUGAAGGACGAGCUGAAGAAGAUCCUGAAGGUUCUGAGUCCAGAUUACCCAGAAUCCUCAGAGAGUCUGGAGGAUGAUGAAGAUGAAGAGCAGAAGAGCAUCAGAGAGACAUUCAUGAAGAUCACAGUGAAGUUCUUGAGGAGGAGGAAGCAGGAGAAGCUGGCCGACCUCCUGCAGAGCAAGACCACCGCUGCCGUUUGUCAAUCCAAACUCAAAGUUCAGCUGCAGAAGAAGUACAAGCAUGUGUCUGAGGGGAUCAUUAAAGCAGGAAAUAAAACCCUUCUGGAGCAGAUCUACACGGAGCUCUACAUCACAGAGGGAGGGACCGGAGACGUCAACAAAGAACAUGAAGUCAGACAGAUUGAAGCAGCUUCCAGGAAACCAGACAGAGCAGAAACAGCCAUCAGACAGGAAGACAUCUUUAAACCCCCACCUGGAACAGAUGAACCAAUCAGAACGGUGAUGACGAAGGGAGUGGCCGGCAUCGGGAAAACAGUCCUAACACAGAAGUUCAGUCUGGACUGGGCUGAAGGCAGAACCAACCAGGACAUCCAGUUCCUGCUUCCAUUCACCUUCAGACAGCUGAAUGUGCUGAGAGAGGAGAAGUUCAGCUUGGUGGAACUAGUUCAUCACUUCUUCACUGAAACCAGAGGAAUCUGCAGCUUUGAAGAGUUCCAGGUCGUGUUCAUCUUUGACGGUCUGGAUGAGUGUCGACUUCCUCUGGACUUCCACAACUCUACAAUCGUCAGUGACCCCAGAAGGUCCACCUCAGUGGACGUGCUGCUGACAAACCUCAUCAGGGGGAACCUGCUUCCUUCUGCUCGUCUCUGGAUCACCACACGACCCGCAGCAGCCAAUCAGAUCCCUCCUUACUGUGUUGACAUGGUGACGGAGGUCAGAGGGUUCACUGACCCACAGAAGGAGGAAUACUUCAGGAAAAGGUUCAGAGAAGAGGAGCAGACCAGCAGGAUCAUCUCCCACAUCAAGACAUCACGGAGCCUCCACAUCAUGUGCCACAUCCCAGUCUUCUGCUGGAUCACUGCUACGGUCCUGGAGAACGUCCUGGAGAACGUCCUGGAAACCAGAGAGGCAGGGGGGCUGCCCAAGACCCUGACUGAGAUGUACAUCCACUUUCUGGUGGUCCAGGCCAAACUGAAGAAGGUCAAGUAUGACGGAGGAUCUGGGACGGAACCACAUUGGAGUCCAGAGACCAGGAAGAUGGUGGAGUCUCUGGGAAAACUGGCUUUUGAGCAGCUGCAGAAAGGAAACCUGAUCUUCUAUGAACCAGACCUGAGAGAGUGUGGCAUCGAUGUAAGAGAGGCUUCAGUGUACUCAGGAGUGUUCACCCAGAUCUUUAGAGAGGAGAGUGGCCUGUACCAGGACCAGGUCUUCUGCUUCAUCCAUCUGAGUGUCCAGGAGUUUCUGGCGGCUCUUCAUGUCCAUCAGACCUUCAUCAAGUCUGGAGUCAACCUGCUGGAGGAACAGAGAAACACAGAGACUGACCUCUAUCAGAGCGCUGUGGACAAGGCCUUACAGAGUCCCAACGGACACCUGGACUUGUUCCUGCGCUUCCUCCUGGGUCUUUCACUGGAGACCAAUCAGAACCUCCUACGAGGUCUGAUGACAUCAAACCAAAGAAGUUCACAGAACAAUCAGGAAACAGUUGAAUACAUCAAGGAGAAGAUCAGUGAGGAUCUGUCUGCAGAGAGAAGCAUCAACCUGUUCCACUGUCUGAAUGAACUGAACGAUGGUUCUCUGGUGGAGAAGGUCCAACGGUCCCUGAGGUCUGGACGUCUCUCCAGAGAUAAACUGUCUCCUGCUCAGUGGUCGGCUCUGGCCUUCAUCUUACUGUCAUCAGGAGAUCUGGAGGUGUUCGACCUGAAGAAGUUCUCAGCUUCAGAGGAGGUUCUACGGAGGCUGCUGCCGGUGGUCAAAGCCUCCAAGAAAGUUCUGUAA
Cololabis saira (Pacific saury) is the source of this 2145-nucleotide messenger RNA. Its product is annotated as protein NLRC3-like. The record is from RefSeq and is a predicted model, not a curated record. NCBI's taxonomy places the organism in Eukaryota, Metazoa, Chordata, Actinopteri, Beloniformes, Belonidae. The transcript is spliced from 4 exons. The coding region runs from base 184 to 2145 and encodes 653 amino acids.